UCCUCUUUUAGCAGCAGCCGCCACAGGAGUGGCAGCAGCAGCUCAGAAGGGCGCGUGGGACCCGCCGGCUCCGAGCGCACAGGGACAGGCCGGCGCCCCAGCCACCGCGCCACCUCCCCGGGCGCACAAAGGCGGCGUCCGCCCUCGUGGCCUGGUUCAUCCCGGCGCCAGGGAACCCAGCUUCUCUCCUCCUCUCCGCAAGGCAAAAAUGGCAGGGCCUGGCGAGGACCUGGGACAGCGGUGGCCCUAGCCCUGCGGGUCCCCACCCUUCCAGAGAGAGGCAGCGGGCUGUCCUCGGAUGAUGUGGCCACGGCUGCUCCCUGGUACACACUGGUGGAUAUUUUGCGUGCCAUCUUACUUUCUUUAGAAGCUAUGAUUGAAGAUCCUGAGCUUCAAGUAAAUGGGUUUGUUCUGAUCAUAGACUGGAGUAACUUUACCUUCAAGCAAGCCUCUAAGCUUACACCUAGCAUGCUGCGGCUCGCUAUUGAAGGCCUUCAGGAUAGCUUCCCAGCGCGAUUUGGAGGAAUUCAUUUUGUCAAUCAACCAUGGUAUAUCCAUGCCCUGUACACUGUGAUCCGGCCUUUCCUGAAAGAGAAGACUCGGAAAAGGAUAUUUUUGCAUGGUAACAACCUGAACAGUCUACACCAGCUAAUUCAUCCUGAGAUCCUGCCCUCUGAGUUUGGAGGAAUGCUGCCCCCGUAUGACAUGGGGACUUGGGCAAGAACCCUGCUGGACCACGAGUAUGAUGACGACAGUGAAUACAAUGUGGACUCUUACAGCAUGACUGUAAAGGAAGUAGAAAAGGAACUCUCCCCCAAGUCCAUGAAGAGAUCUCAAUCAGUAGUGGACCCCACAGUACUAAAACGCAUGGAUAAAAGUGAGGAAGAAAACAUGCAGCCUUUGCUUUCUCUGGACUAAGACUUUUCCAACCCUCACACCCUGGAUUACAAAUGGAAGGUACUGGCUUCGAGCAACAGGGACAGCACUGUGGAGUACUUAUCUGCUGGAAAACCUUAUUAAUGUUAAUGUAGCAUAAUAUAUAAUAAGGCACCAAGCUUUCCCAUUUGCCUAAACUGUGGGUGCCCUGGGAUGGAUUUAAAAAUCAAAAAGGUCAAUAAUUUAUUCUGUAAGUGCCAAGUUCUUUGUAAAUACAAUGUAAUUUUCAAGUCGAGUUUGUAAAUUUUGGUAGCAAUUUAAUUUGGGAGACAUUGACUCAAAAGUUUGAGCCAGUGACAUGAAUUAUAAUAAGGAACAGAAAGAUACAGCAACUAUGAAAGUUAAUUACAUAUAGCCCUGUUGCCUAUGAAGCCAUAUUUCUGCUAUCAUAGUGAAUUGUUUCAUUGUUUUUCUCUGAAACUCUGUCAGUAUUCAAACCUAUUUUAGGCACAGGAAGCUAAAUUAUUCCAGGAAACUGUUACAAUUAAUGUCUUCCCGUUUAGUGAUUUUCAUUUCAGAGAAACUGUGUUCUAGAACUAUCUCUAACUGCAUCCUGGAGACAAAGAAUAGCAAAGGAACUGAUGAAUGAAACCCUUCGUUGACUUGCAGAGUCUUACAAGAAAAGAUGUUUAUCCACUGAAGAUGUGGAAUUCUCAAAGAGAGCAGAUUUUGUCUGUACUUCUGUCUUCACAAUGUGCCCUUUACUUAAGAUUUCAUUGUUAUCUCUGUCUGGUAUACCUUAGGAACAUUUUCUCUCAAAACCAUUUGACCAAGAAAUGAGAACUCAUAUGUGAAUAGUGUUUUCACAGCUAAUUUUGAGCAUAAAAUUUACCACUUACAUAUAAGGGGCCAAUAUCUAAUUAUUGUGCAUUUGUUGAAAAUAUAAACAUUCAUACACAACAUAUAUAUUUUUACUGAGUUCUAAUAAAUCCUUGAUGGGGCAGGCUUAUAAAUUAAGUCCCAUUAGUGGUCUUAGGGAUGUUUCUGAAAACAACUUUCACUGAAGUCAAUGAAAUUGGGAAGCAGAGAAACAGACUUCAGGGUUUCUAUUCAAAGACUUUCAACAUAUCAUAUAAUGAAAUCUUGAGUGUCUCUCACCUUAGUGAAAUGGAUGUUAUCAGGCAAUCAAGUAUAAAAAAAUUUCUUUUUUAAUUCAAGUUAAUUAUCCUCACGUUCCCAUAUGCUCACAUUUUCUUUUGAGAAAAAACUGAAAGAAAACAUGGCAGUUGACACAUAUAAAUAGAUCACUGGAGGACAUCUAAGACAUCAUAUAACAGUUUAAGUCUAUACUCCAAUCUGUAUAUGAUUUAAAGCUUUAUUUCAUAAAAUUGUAUAAUUCUAGCAAAUGUUAAAAAUCUUCAUUUAAAUUUCAAAUUCAUGUAUAGAAAGGCAAGACUUUGAUCACCUUCCCAGCAUGAUAAAUUUUGAGAUUGAGAAUUUACCAUUAUUCUUUCAAAAGAAAAAUGUCAAGAACAUUUGGAAACCAUAUAGUAGCCUUUACAUACUCUUUAGCCAAAAACUUCAAAAUUCCAGUUAUAAUUGUGUAGCCAAAAAAUUUAAAAUUGAAUCAACACACCAAUCUGCAGCAUACUCAUGGACUGCUUAGUGCUUGUAAAGUACAAAGAUCUUGAAUUGUGAAAGGUACUUUAAGAAUGCCAACUUCCAGUCAGAAGAAUAAUGACCAUCAUGUCCUCUCCUCUACCCAUUGUGGUGGCAGAGAUCGAAAUGAAUCGGGGAUUAAUAGCCAGGGCAGUUCUAGUAGAUAAGAACGGCUGCACUGUUACUGCUGCGUGUGUGUGUGUGUGUGUGUGUGUGUGUGUGUGUGUGUGUUUGUCUACUUGGCAUACAUAGUAUAGCCCUUGGCUUUUUUUUACGAUGUGAAUAUGUGUCAGGCAGUAGGAGUCAUUUGAAUAAAACAAGAGCAAUGUCAGUACAGAAGGGCAAUCAACUGCUCAUUCUCAUGAGAUUCUCUUGAAGUGCACUGUUUGUUGGCAGUUCUCAGAAUUCUACCAGCUUCAGAUGUCAUUCAAUGUAGCCAGCUCCCUUCCCCUAUCUUAAAUCUAGUGUCACAUAUAAAAAUACCUAGUAUCAUUCACACUGUCUCCAAACCCCACAUUUGGAAAUUUUGCCUUGGCAUUGCUGAGUGUCUGCUCAUCUUCAAAUGAGCAACUGAGAGUUGGCUAAAUCAUGUAAAAUAUUUAAAAAUGAACGAACAAAUUGUACAAUGAUAUCUUUUGAGAUUGCUUUAUCUAGUUUAGUCUGAGGGUACGUUCAUUUUCAGGCAAUGGUUUUGAAGCUGCUUCAUCAAAGAACAUUUAAACAACUUUAGAAUAUUCCCUUCAACAACCAGCUGAAGCACUAUUUAGACAAAUUUUUCCCUGUUGUGAUUUUUCUACAUCACAUAGCUAUAUUUACGGUUAUGUAAUCUCAUAUAUAAGCACGCCUGUGUUAUUUCACUUUAAUUUCCAUAGUGCAUUCCACUUACAUCACAGUAGUUAGUCCUAAUAAAUUUUUUUCUUUAAUUUGAAAUCUACAUUUUUCCUUACGUGGUUUCAUUACUUGACAUUUGUUAACUUCGAAGCGUUACCAGAUUGAAUUGAAAUCCUCUAAUUGUUCAUUGUCCAUUAACGUAAAAAAAUGGUGCUGGGCAUUGAGCCCAGAGUUCUGAGCUUGCUAGGCAGGCACUCUACCACUGAACUGUAAGCCAAACUCCCAUUUUCUUUUUUCACCCCACUGGUUCCAUCUUUUAUUUCUUCUUCUCCCUCUUUUUUUUCCAGUUUUUUCAGGGGAAGCUGCUUCCAAAACUGGUUUAAAAAUAAAUAAAUCUCCUCAUCAUGUUCUCAAUGAUAAUUACAUACAUAUCAUUUGUUAUUUAAAAAGGAAAAGAUUAUCCUAAAAGUGUACUGUAAGAAAUAUGAAGAAGUGCCUCUUUAAAAUAGAUUCAAGCAGCGAUAAUGGCAUACACAUUUUAUUUGUACUCUCUUCCCCCAAAUCAGUAUGUGCAUCGAUAUUGUAAGGGUAAAACAGAUAUCAUUUGAGGAAGGACAUUUAAGGGCUUGAUUUGAAUGUUCUCAUACAAUAUUAACUCCAUUGUGUAACAUUAGCAAAUUUAAUCUAUGCUAUUUAAAACAUGGCACUAUGCUAAGACAGUAGAAAGGAAGUAUUAUAAAUGAGUAUAAAGUGAGUUUUAUCACGCAAGUUGUUGAAGUGGGCAUGCAUGAUUUCUUUUAUUUCAACAAUAGUUUGCAUAAUUGUAGGGAGAGGCAUUCCUUAUGUCAUUUCAUAGAAAAUGCUUUUUUACAGUAUUAAAGUUCCUAAACAGAAAAGCCAAGGAAGAGGUCUUCUUUAAUAUUGUUAACCAGAUCAUCGUUAAAUUUUUACCAUUUCUGUAAUAUUGCUGAAGAAACAGAAUUCACUGUAUAACACCAAGAAAAAUCAAGAAUUAUUUUAGACUUCAGGGAGAAUAGAUGACUCCUCUCACAGUUGAAACCCUCAGAGUCGUGGCAGCAUGUCUUCAGACAUAGGCCUCCUUGGCUUUACACACGUCAGGCUUAGUAAGGCCACACCACUGGUCCUUUCGGGGCAUUUUAUCUGGGAAACCCACUGAGAAGCUUAUGGACUUUUGCAGUUUUGUUCAAAGCUCUGCUUUGUUAGGUUGGUUAAUAUUAUCCUUUUGCUUCUUUUAUUGAGUGCAUAUUUAUUAAUGAUUACUUGGAAAUUUGCCACUGGCCAUGGCAAUAUUCCAGAAAGAUUCUCAACAUAUAAAGUAAAAUGAACAGAUUCUUGGCAUGGUCUUUUAAAUUUUAGAUCAUAUGGUAUAUACAUGAGAUCGAUAGACUCACAGGCAGAUAUUUCAGUUUUGGCCUGCUGUGCGCAUGGGUGGCUGAUAUAAUGCAGAGCAAAGUGAAUUCGUGAGGCUAUUAGGUCAGACCUGAAGAAGCAUUAUUGGAGUAAAAGAAAAUGUGGCUAAAUAUUCAAGGUUUACAUAAUGUUCAGCAAUGAAAAGGACUUGUUUUCUUGUUUUGAUAUAAAAAUAUGCUUCCCAUAUGAUAGUGGAACUAUUGGUCAUUAUUUAAUUCUUCAAAUGGGCAAAUAAAUACAAGUAUAGGAAUACAAACAAGCCUUGACUUUAUCGCAUUAUUCACACACACUCUUUAUAGCCUAGAAAAUAUUUUUCAUGAAUACAAGCUUUUAUUUUUUAAGUAUCCAGACAUUAAUUCCACAUAUAAUAAUAAUUUUGGGAAGUUCAUCCUUCAAUGAAUUUACAGCUAAAUUCACAUAAAUUGUAGUAAAAUAUAAGAUUGCAAUUCUGUGCAUCAAAACACUCAAACCGAACCUUUUAUUCAAAGAAAGAGUACAAUGUCACUGGACUAAUGAAAAUUAUUUAGAAACCAAAUAAUUAUAGCUAUAAUAAAUGCACUUUACACUAAGUGUUGGGAAGUGUUGAGAAUUUGGAAGGUGUUUAUCAGUGUCUGACAGUUUCAGAUCUCAAUGUUGUUAGUUCUGUCCUUGAUGUUAUCAGUACAUUUAUUAUGUUAAAAUUAUUUUUGUGGUGAAUGAUAUAAUCCUGAUGAAAGUCAAACUAAAUUUUAACAAAGAUUUAAGCAUGAAACAAUUCCCAACACUAUUUUGAGAAAUUUCAAGGAGCUAUAAGUGGUUUACAUACCACAGAU
Molecule: messenger RNA, 5609 nt
Organism: Nannospalax galili (Upper Galilee mountains blind mole rat)
Lineage: Eukaryota; Metazoa; Chordata; Mammalia; Rodentia; Spalacidae
Gene: Clvs2
Product: clavesin 2
Exons: 5
Coding region: 373-918 (181 amino acids)
Cellular component (GO): membrane
Molecular function (GO): phosphatidylinositol bisphosphate binding
Source: RefSeq, a predicted model, not a curated record